Molecule: messenger RNA, 6068 nt
Organism: Synchiropus splendidus (mandarinfish)
Lineage: Eukaryota; Metazoa; Chordata; Actinopteri; Syngnathiformes; Callionymidae
Gene: dyrk1ab
Product: dual-specificity tyrosine-(Y)-phosphorylation regulated kinase 1A, b
Exons: 12
Coding region: 775-3003 (742 amino acids)
Biological process (GO): peptidyl-serine phosphorylation; peptidyl-threonine phosphorylation; protein autophosphorylation
Cellular component (GO): nucleus
Molecular function (GO): protein serine/threonine/tyrosine kinase activity; transcription coactivator activity; protein serine/threonine kinase activity
Source: RefSeq, a predicted model, not a curated record
UUCACCCCCCCCCCUCAGCUCACAGUCCUUUUCAAAUGUUCUACCUUCCCGCCGGAAUAAUGCUGUCAGUGGAUGUACUCUUGUCGUUUUUGGAUAACGAAACACGUCCGAGUGGGUCGGACGAGGAAGCUUGAAAGGGCGGCCGUGUAACGGAACAGUUCUGUCCGAGGCUCUGGUCCGCCGGGCCGGUUCACUGCGCAGGUUUGGACCGACCGCGCGCCAUUUUGUGAAAAUUGACACAAAAUUCUUCACCAAAAUUACCAGAGGACACGAUUUCUCUUUCGCGUUCACGGCGGCCGGAUUACAGCGGUGCUGUCGCACACAUCGAACUGGUCGACGCGGAUUUUUCAGCGACCGCUUAGAAAUCUCGAGUUUGGUGCUCCGUUUAUUUAGCGGUUAGCUUCGCGCUAACCAGCGGAGCUAGCGGGCAGCUAAUGCUAAGGUUAGCUGGUAAGUUAUGCUUGCCAGUUAGCAUGUUGCUAGUCGUCAGCGAAUGGUAACGUCGGUCCAAGUUUCUCUUUUUUUUUGUCCAACGCCCACGGGAUGAAAAGGACAGUAAAUCUGACUGGCGAGUGGUAGAGUUUGCCGGUCCGGGGAAGCGGAUCUAACGUUCGGGUUCCUCGCUAACCGUGCAGGGAGGGGAGCAUCUCAAGCUGGAUACGUUUCCUCAUCAUACAGGUUAUUGGACUUUAAAUGAAGAUCGUGCCAUUAGAGUGGAUUGUGUUUUGCUGCUGGACUCUCCUUCCAGGAUGAUAUGAAAUUUUACAGGAGACGAUGCAUCCAGGAGGAGAGACUUCAGCAUGCAAACCUUCGUCCGUCCGGCUUGCGCCCUCUUUUUCUUUACACACUGCUGGUCUUCAGAUGGCUGCUCCAAUGCCCCAUACGCACCAGCAGUACAGUGACCGCCACCAGCCAAGCACUGACCAAUCUGUUACGGUCUUACCGUACAGCGACCAGACAUCACAGCUCACUGCCAAUCAGAGGCACAUGCCCCAGUGCUUUCGUGACCCAACUUCAGCUCCCCUGAGGAAGCUCUCCAUUGACCUUAUCAAAACAUAUAAACACAUCAAUGAGGUGUAUUAUGCAAAAAAGAAGCGGCGGCACCAACAGGGCCAGGGUGAAGACUCCAGUCACAAGAAGGAGAGAAAAGUCUUCAAUGAUGGCUAUGACGAUGAUAACUAUGACUACAUCGUCAAGAAUGGGGAGAAGUGGAUGGACCGAUAUGAGAUUGAUUCCUUGAUAGGAAAGGGAUCAUUCGGGCAGGUCGUCAAGGCGUAUGACCGUGCAGAGCAAGAAUGGGUUGCUAUCAAGAUCAUCAAGAACAAGAAGGCUUUCCUCAAUCAAGCCCAGAUUGAAGUGCGGCUCCUGGAGCUCAUGAACAAACAUGAUACCGAGAUGAAAUACUACAUUGUUCAUUUAAAGCGUCACUUCAUGUUUCGGAACCACCUCUGCCUUGUGUUUGAGAUGCUUUCAUACAACUUGUACGACCUGCUACGAAACACCAACUUCCGUGGCGUAUCCCUAAACCUCACCCGGAAGUUUGCCCAGCAGCUAUGCACAGCGCUGCUCUUCCUGGCCACGCCUGAGCUAAGCAUCAUCCACUGUGACCUGAAGCCUGAGAACAUCCUCCUCUGUAACCCGAAGAGGAGUGCCAUCAAAAUCGUGGACUUUGGUAGCUCUUGCCAACUCGGACAGAGGAUAUACCAAUACAUCCAGAGUCGCUUCUAUCGCUCUCCAGAAGUUCUACUGGGCAUGCCCUACGAUCUGGCCAUUGACAUGUGGUCCCUGGGUUGCAUCUUGGUGGAGAUGCACACUGGAGAGCCUCUUUUCAGUGGAGCAAAUGAGGUGGACCAGAUGAACAAAAUAGUCGAGGUUCUUGGGAUCCCUCCGAAUCAUAUAAUGGACCUAGCCCCAAAAGCCAGAAAGUUCUUUGAGAAGCUUUCAGAUGGUACAUGGAGUGUCAAGAAGACCAAAGAUGGCAAAAGGUAUAAACCUCCAGCUUCACGGAAGCUCCACUCCAUCCUGGGUGUGGAGACAGGGGGUCCAGGUGGCCGGCGUGCGGGGGAGUCUGGCCACGCUGUUGCUGACUACUUGAAGUUCAAGGACCUUAUCCUCCGGAUGCUGGACUAUGACCCGAAGAGCCGCAUCCAGCCCUACUAUGCCCUGCAGCACAGCUUCUUUAAGAAGACUGCGGAUGAGGGGACCAAUACGAGCAGCAGUGUGUCAACAAGCCCCGCGUUGGAGCAGUCCCAGUCUUCAGGAACCACGUCCAGCACCUCCUCUAGUUCAGGAGGGUCCUCUGGGACGAGUACGAGCGGCCGAGCGAGAUCUGACCCGACCCAUCACCACUUACACAGUGGAGGACACUUUGGCACCGCCCUGCCUGCCAUCGAUGGCGACAGUCUUUGCCCACAGGCACGGCAGCCUUACCCGCCCCCGCUGGUGUGGGGAGGCGGAGUUGGACCGGAGUCUGUCACCGGAGAGACCCAUCCAGUCCAGGAGACCACGUUCCAUGUUCCCCCUCAACACCCGAAGGCCCUGCAUCCCCACUCACAUACUCAUCACCACCACGGGCCGAUGAUGGCCACGCGGCCGCGCCCACGCCACUACACUUCCCCAACACACAGCUCCUCGACGCAGGACUCCAUGGAGGUGGUUCAUGGCCAUCUGUCUAUGACCUCCCUGUCUUCCUCUGCCUCCUCUUCCUCGACAUCGUCCUCUUCCACUGGGAACCAUGGCAACCAGGCCUACCAGCUCCGCCAUUUGCCCGCCGGAGCGCUUGACUUUGGUCAGAAUGGUGGGCUGAGCAUGGGGCUAGGUGCCUUUUCGAACCCACGGCAGGAGACUGGUAUGGCAGCGCACCCUGCUUUCUCCAUGGGCACGAACACGGGGCCAGCCCACUAUCUAGGGGAGGGCCACCUGGGCAUGAGGCAGGGCAUGGACCGGGAGGAGUCUCCAAUGACUGGAGUGUGUGUGCAGCAGAGUUCGAUGGCCAGCUCGUGACUGCACUGACAUUUGGCUGUGUGUUCCCCCUGUGCGUCAUUUUUAAGGUGGUGUUUUUUACUACAAGGUGUGUUGAGAAUAAAAGCUGCUCACGUCAGAAGGGAGAUAUCACUGAACCGCUACUACAGAGAAAAAAACCUUUGUUUAAAAAAGUAUAUAUGUAAUUUCCAUCCGUUUUUCUUUUGCAUCCAUUAGGCACAAAAUAAUACUGCGGAAUAACCAUAGUGAGAUUGAGACAUCCAUAUGACCAUUUCACCAGUUUCAUGUAAUCACCAUACGGUAUUCUGUGGCAAAAUCUUCGACGGUGCAUUUCAGAGGAAGGUGGGAAGGUAGCUGUUGGUGAGGAAAUGCUCGGCGUCCUGACGUUACUGUUCCACUGGUUCUUCAUUAUUUUGCCCUUUCAAGUGAAAUUUCACUCAAAGCUGCUUGUAAAUCCUGUAGCUCGACAACAAGGGGGAGUGUUAGCGGUGAUAUUUCUUGUCGUUGGUCGGUAUUGUGUCACUCUGUUAUAGGGGAACACAUGACAGUGGAGUCCCUAGGGCGUGUGCUGGCCCAGCAGGUGGAUACUGACACCCACGGGUCAGAGAGGAGGGAGGCACCACCCCCUCGGCCACCCACAGGCCAACGGGCCCAGUAGCCCUGCUACGCUGCGAGCGGGCCCGGCACAGACGAGAGCAGCGACGGGCUCCGGAGACGUACGCGGUCCGGCCCACCGAGAGGAAGACGGUCAGCGGCUGGUUCUAGAUAACCCUUUGGCCUUAUGACUCAUGGACUUGGAAUGGGAUGGAGCUGGACAUUAUCAUUUGAAUUAAGAUGGCUUUUCUCUAUUUUUCUCUCUAGACAGCCCUUAAUUCUUUAAGGAAAUUAAAACAUUUUAGAAAAAGGUAAAUACGAAUGGUAAUUUGAGGCCUUUCUCCACAAAGUUUUCUUCAGCAGGGCCCCACGUGACAGGGUCUUCUUGUACACAACAACCUCCUAAACAUGACUUCCUUGAGAACCUUGUUCACUGGUUAAGGAUUUUGCAGUGGAAAGAACUAUUCCAGAGUCGACCCUUUUUCUGUUUUUGGUUUUGCUUUCCCCCUUAUUGCAUGUAGUUCAUCAGAACCACCUGCACAAGUCUCUCCAUCCAAAACGUGGAAGAAAAAAAAAAUAAGUUAAGUGACUGCCUUUUUUCUCCUCAAAUUAUGCUGUGAAUUUUACAAGAAUUUAUUUUCCCUUUGGAUAUGUUUUUAUACCAAAGCAGUUGUUUUAUAGCAUAUAGGUGUCUGUAACCAAUAAUGUAGCAGUUCACCACUUUGACGCAAAGUUUAUUAAGAUCUUAUUUUAAACGUCAAUACAAACAGCUGCAAUAUAUUACUUAGCAAAACUGGAGAGCGUUGUUGAGAGCGUUGGCUAUCGUGUGCCCUGGCCAGAUUUGUUUUGACCAAAUUGUUUCCAUAUUAAUUGGUAGUUUCUUUUGGGAGUCUUUUAAAAACUUUUGGUAUGUUAGAGAAUUUGGUAGUUACUCUGCAGGCUCCGGAGUAGCAAGAUAGAAACGGAGGGUUUAAAAAACAAAGGAGACUAAUGUGUUCUAUUUCUGUGUUUUUAUUUUAAUUUUUCCUUUUUCCUUUUAUUUUUCUUUUGCCCCCACAUCAUACUAUUUCAAAGGGUUUUGCUGCCUUUCAUACACCAUUUGGUCAACUUGGCAAAGUCUCUGCCGUGAAAAAAUACUUUUUCAUUUUCCUGCCAGGAUAAGGAUAAAUGUGGCAAGCCGUUUGGUCCAAUGGUAUUGUUCCGAUUCGGGAAGGGCAGAUUGCCAUCGUUCUCGUCCGACUCGAGGGGAAAGUGUGUCCUUCAGCCCACAAUCUCAUACUUCGUCCAAGCAGACAUGCAUGAAUCGACCACCACAUUUUGUUUUGUUUUUUUUGUUUUUUUUUUUUUUGUUUCGAUCAGGGAUUUUGAAGUGCUUUCUUUCUUCUGUUUAUCAUUUUUUUACCAGCUUUGAAAUCAGAGAGAACAACCUGCCCACAGCCACCUGUCAAAUUGAGGGCAGGCCACAAGUCAUCCCGCUGUCAUUUCCUUUUAAACGGAGAAACCAUCAAACCCGAAUCCCGCUUGGUAUUUCCACAAACAUAAAUGUAAAGCUACCUAUAUUGAGAUUGGGGUUUUAUCUGGAUGUCAAGGUUAUUUGCAAAUUUGCAAUCAUUUUUCAUACCCCCACAGAAUUUGAGAUAAAAAAAUAUAUCUAUAUCUAUAUACAGCCAGUGUUUUUUUUCUUCUCCUUACUGGCUCUCACACUGGUACUAAACAUUCCAAAAAUAAAGACUGAAAAAUGAAAAAAAAAAUUGACUGCAGUGACUCGUAAGUGUGCGCCUAUUUCAGAUCAUGCUGAUUGACCUCUUAUUUAGAGCAGUUGUCAUGAAAUGCAGCCCCUUUUUAAUAGUUGAAAUAGAAUUUAUGUAUAUAUUUAUAUUUUUUUAAUAAAGGAAGUAUAGAACUCACUACCUUGCUCCUGCUGUUGAUUAUGUUUGUCAAUUUGGUGACCAUUCAGUGGGCAGGAACUCCUGUUUUCUUAGUGGCAAAACCUUGCCUGUAGGCAAAGGUACUUGACUACAUCAGGACAACACUAUGAGGUAGGGUUUGAAUCAAACAGGGAAAGCUAGAUCUUCAAACCUUAAUAAUUUUCACAGGGUAUAUUGUAAGUGCAUGUACAUCACAAACCUUACUUUUUUUGGUUCUAUGAGAAGCACAUGGUUGGGGGAAAAAAAAAGGUUCCAUUUUUCAUACGCCUGUUGAGUUUGUGGAUUAUACACAAACACUUGUUGACAUAUCUAAACACCAAACAGAAGUGGAUUUUUAUUGUUUUUAUUUAAUUUGGAUUUUUUUCCUUUUUUUUUUAUUUCACAUUUUUCACUUUUUUUGUACAUGCAACAUGCACUAUAGAAGUGAACAGCAUGGGGGAAAGGAUAAGUCCAUGUAUCCACAGAUUGUAAGAUCUAGUCAAGACUUUGCUGUGUUUAUGACAAUGCCCUUUGUAUUAUAUUAAGACAGUCUUAUGUAUGAUAUAUAAAAAGAAGUUAAUUGAA